UUCACGGGACGAUUCUUCACCGAAUACGGCGCAGGCCCAUUCGCUUCUUAUGACGAUAUGAUAGCAUGGUUUAAACACAAGUUUGACGUAUCUCAGCGGAUGAAGAAAGCGCCUCUCGACGCUCCGCGGUUCGACAGCUCGUGGCCACCAGUCUUUACACACCAAGACUUGUGUCCCCAGAACAUUUUGUUAGCACGCGAUAGCACGUUGUAUGUGUUGGGCUGGCACAGAUCUGGGUUUUUACCCUGCAUGGUUCGAAUAUGCCAGCAAGCGCUGUGA
Suillus paluster is the source of this 279-nucleotide messenger RNA. RefSeq lists its product as uncharacterized. NCBI's taxonomy places the organism in Eukaryota, Fungi, Basidiomycota, Agaricomycetes, Boletales, Suillaceae. The annotation marks the transcript as partial. The transcript has a single exon. The record is from RefSeq and is a predicted model, not a curated record.